ACGACAUCCGACGAUGCUUUGUGUUGUGUUUCGUUCGUUUUCGUAAAAUUUGUGCAAUAAAUAAAGACUGAUUUUCGCAAUAUUUAGCUAAAUACCGUGACAACAAACCAUGCCUAUCGUGUGCACAGUUUCAGCUUAACACAACGACUGUGUUACAAGUGUUUUCGGUGCAAAACGGAUAAUCCAAGUAGUUAAGUAGCUGUGAACGCAUGACGAACAGCCAACAUGCCUCACCACAGUGUAGACGGUCCCGUUUACUACCGGGAGAUCCAGAAGAAUGCAUACCUGAAGCGGAUACCCAACGAGAGCACCAGCAAGCUGCGUCCGCUGAGCCAUAAGAAAGCACCACUCAAAGCGAUGUGGACACAAUUCUGCGUGCACAACGGCCGGAUACCCUACCUGGAACAAUAUCCCUCCCCCGAGUGCCAGGACGCCCUCACACACCGCCCCUUGUGGCGCGCCUGCCUCACCAACGUGAGGCAUGUGACUGCCAGUGUGACUCCUCAUGUGGGGAAGGAGCACGACUUCUUUAUACACACUGAGGAGGGGCCCUUGAGGAUGCUGGCUCCGGAUUGGCACUCAAUGCAAGACUGGGUGACUUCUCUCCGGAGUAAACUGGUGGAACUCCAGAUGCUUCAGUCUGGGGAGAACGUUUAUUGCGGGGCUCCCGCCGGGGCCGUGCCGCGGGCGGCGGCGCGGGACCCCACCUCGCCGCUGCCGCCCACGCCGCCGCACCCGCCCCACAGAGUACCAGGCAUAGAGAUAAUCACACCGCCAUCACAGCUCGUCCAAAACACGCAACCGCCCUCUCCCCCUGUCGCCGAAACCACAGAACCAAUCGAAAACAGUCCAUCCGCAGCCGAACCAGCCAAUCCUGAACCAACUGAAGACGAAGAACCAGUAGACAUAUCAGAUUGGGACUCGGCAUCCAACAUAGUUAUGCCCAGCACUAGUCAAGAGAAAAAGCCAACAGAAUCGAAUCAACCGAAGAAAAGUGUAGCGAAAAUUUGCGGACAAAACAUAUGUUUGGAUGACUCCAUUUUGAAAAGACGUGAUAGUGAUUAUAGUAGUCAAUCGGAAGAUAGAAUCGACCGAUUAGACGACUCAGUCGAGGAAUCAGUGGUUGAAUCGAUCGAUUCUAAUGUUGAAGAUGUGUUUGUGGAUGCCGAUAAGAAAGAGUGUAAAAGUGAUUUUAAACAGACGCUUGUAGUGAAUAGUGAGACUGAAAGAGUUGAAGAGGCUAGCGAUGAGAGUAGUCAUCAUACUACUUGUAAUAGUGAAUUCCAAGGGACCAAUAUAACAGUAAUACAAGUAUCAAACAAGGGACCACCACACACGGCCAUACCGAUAAUAGGACCGGAAACGGAUGUGUUCAACUUCGACAUAAAGCCGCCAUCUUUGACCAUAGACAGCGAGCAAAAUGGCGAGAAAUACGUCAACAUAGUUAACACAGAGACUGAUAGAAAUACGGAUAACAAAUACGGAACGGUGUUCACGACAAACGAAUCCGAUUACGGACACUUGAGUUUGACAACAACUGUCAAUUUGACAGGGUCUGACAGCGCAGAUGUCAACCCAGAAGGAAUAUACGAGAGGCUAUGUAUGGCGACGACGUCGAACGAAAAACCGUCCCCAUUGCCCGUAAGAAAACUGCAAACUACUGAAAAAGCUAGAAAAUCUUCGUUACCAAAUCUAGAAUCUAAUGGGUCCACUUCGACGUAUGAAUACUUGUAUCCGGGUUCGAACGCCCCCGCGGCGCUGAGAAACGUCAAUCUGACAGCUGUCAGCGUGACGUCUGCCAGCGUGACAGCUGUCAAUUCGAGCCAAAAUGUGAUUCAAAUAAACAGUCGUGUAGAAGCAUCAACCACAGAGGUUCCUAGCGCUUCUAGAAUCUUAAGUCCUCGGUUAAAUAAUAAUAAUAAUAGUGCGAAUGUAUCAGUGAAUCCAGUUGGUGGGAGGAAUGUGAAUCCUAUUGUGAGGGGUGUAAGGGCGAAUGUUGAACGGUCUCACAGUCAGAACGCUUAUGAUGUCAGAUUGAGGGAUAGACUGCCUCGACAGAAUAGCAACCCAAAGACCAAUGGAAAAAGUGAUAAGUCAGAGCCAGCGCCCCCCAAACCACUCUGGAAGCGAGGUCUGACGGAGUUCUCCCUACUCAGCCGUCUGCGCGGGCUCGGACAGGGAAAGAGAGCAGAUAGCCCCACCAGGUGUGACAGGAGCGCGACGACAGUGGUGAAGGUAGUUCGUCGCUCGCGGCCCGACGCGCGACAAGACAACAUACGUAAGCGGAGCAACUCGCUCACUAACGGCGUCCCUCCGACGAUACUGAACGUGCCUCGAGAGGUCGCCAAGUCGCUGCUGUUCUUCGACUAUGAGAACCAAGUGUGGCUAGCGACGAGUGGUCGUCUCUGCGGCGCGGGGGACCGUGUCGCCGCGGUGGCGGGCCGCAGACCCGCGCACGCCGCCCACGCUGGCGCCCUGGUCAAUAGUUGUCCGCAUAGAGUGAUUGAUAUACUGGUGCACCGCGUCCCUCUCGCCAAGAUAUACGUGUUGAGGAAAGAGAGAGAAGACGAGAAUUUAGGCAUAAAGCUGCUACAAGACUGCACAGUAUCGUCAGUGGCGCCCGCGUCGGCGGCCGCGCGUGCCGCCGUGCCGCGCGGCUGGAGCCUCACCGAGGUCAACCACACGCCGCUUAACCUGAUCAAGGUAUAUCAUGUACAAGACUGCACAGUAUUGUCAGUGGCGCCCGCGUCGGCGGCCGCGCGCGCCGCCGUGCCGCGCGGCUGGGGCCUCACCGAGGUCAACCACACGCCACUUAAAGGUGUGUCCAAACACGGCGUGCAAGGUGCGCGGCAGCUACGCGCGGCAUUCGCGGGACACAAAUUUGCCGCGCGCCUAGUUUAA
This is a messenger RNA of Plutella xylostella (diamondback moth), 2901 nucleotides long. Lineage: Eukaryota; Metazoa; Arthropoda; Insecta; Lepidoptera; Plutellidae. The record is from RefSeq and is a predicted model, not a curated record.